AUGCCUUUUCAAAAAAAAAGGAAGAUUGUCGAAGAAAAUGAUUGCCCUCUUUCGAAGGUACUUCGUACAACACAAAAUGAAAAUGAAAAAAUAAUUAACAAAAAAGAAGAGGAACUUAAAAAUUGUGCCUCUAAUCCUAUUUGUGAGGGAACUGAAAUAAUUUGUAAUGCAGUUAUUGAUAACCUACCAGGUGAAUUUUUAGACAUGAAAUAUUCAGAGUUUUUAAAACAAAUGAGUGGAAUAAGUUUUAAUAUUGGUAAACCUAAUGAUACUUUAACAGCUAUUGAAAACUUAAGGAGUAGGGUUGUUAGUGGAGUUGCUUCACCAGGAGAAAUAAGUAAGUACAGAGAACUCAAAAAACUUCUUUAA
Molecule: messenger RNA, 369 nt
Organism: Strongyloides ratti
Lineage: Eukaryota; Metazoa; Nematoda; Chromadorea; Rhabditida; Strongyloididae
Exons: 2
Coding region: 1-369 (122 amino acids)
Source: RefSeq, a predicted model, not a curated record